Drosophila sechellia is the source of this 1320-nucleotide messenger RNA. It is a transcript of the gene geko, whose product is annotated as olfaction protein geko. Bases 390 to 1010 code for a protein of 206 amino acids. NCBI's taxonomy places the organism in Eukaryota, Metazoa, Arthropoda, Insecta, Diptera, Drosophilidae. The transcript has 3 exons. The record is from RefSeq and is a predicted model, not a curated record.
AGUUCAGUGGCAUCGCAACUUUUGGCCGAAUCGGACGUAACGCUUCAUAUCGUCGCUUUAUCUUAGGACCUGUGGCUUUCGCGUGUGUUACCAGUAUCUGUAUUUUGGUUUUACAGUUACUAACGAGUUAUGUGCGCUUGAAUGCCAAAUUUAAUUGCCGCUCUUUGCAUGUUCGUCAGCAACAAUUUGAAAACGUUUUCGUGAAGCGAUUAGGAAACUACUUUCGUUUUCCCCCCCAACUUUCCAUUUUCUUGCUCGUCGGCUUGCCAUUGAAAAUAGUUUCAAAACCCAGGUGCUAACAAACCAAAGCAGAGAUCAUACAUUUGAAAGAAAAAAAUCACGAAAGUUUAAAGUUGUGAAACGCGUGUGAAUUGAUACAGUUUUAUAUUAUGGCUCUCAUUGACACCGCCUGGCGUUGUCGCCUCAUGAUCUUCUUUAUCGUCUCGCUGCUUCUUGUGGGCGAUCUUUUUGGAUACGGCGGCGGCAUGAAGUCCAACCACCCCAAUCCGCACUCGGUGCCAUCGGCGGGCGGAGCGGUGCCGGGAGGUGCCCCAACGGGUCCGGCGGCUGCAGCGGCCAGCAAGUUCCAGACCAAAAAUGCCGAAAUCGACAUAACUGAAGAGCACGAUUUCAAUGAACUCUCAGCAGCAGCUCAAUCCCUCAAGCCUGGAAUGGCAGUGGUUACUGGGGCUAGUCUGAAGACCAAGUCCCAACUCACGGACACCAUCAAGGAAUCAUGUCUGCCCAAGAUGCUCUGCGAACUGGCCUCCAAGCCGGAUUACCAGCUCAGCGAAAAGGAGCGGGAACUGCUAAGACUGAUCAGAUCUCCAACAAUGCCCUGGAUUAUGAACAUGCCGCCCAGCAAAUGGUAUUUCGCGGCCCACAUGGGCGAACUCAUGCGUCACACUGGCGACAAUCUCAGCGGACCGAUGGGAUGCGCCAAUCUCUGGCCAAAUUGCCCGAUCAGCUCCAAGAAGCUGAUGAAGCUCAGCUACAAAGUGAGGGUCUAGCCACUGGAUCCGCACCUUAAGUAUUAGAAUGUAGGAGGCCCCCUUAUCUUUUGUACCAUAUGUCUUCACCGUUCGAUAAGCUUACCUUGUAAAUUAUCUUGUAAAUUAGACCUAAGUCCCGACUUGACUGAAGUGACUGUAGAACUGUAACCUCUUGUAUCUGUAUCUUCUGGGCUACAAGACCUAUGUAGCUUGUAAUUACACAUAGUACAUGUGACUAGUCACGAUCCGAUUUAGCGUUACGCCUAGUCGUUAGUUGGAUGCUCCUGUAAUUGUUAAUAAAUUACACUCUGGUGUCCAAACUCCCCAA